CACUCUCACCGAGGCCGCCGCCGCCGCCGCCGAGCCAUGGAACCCGGGGUGGGGGGGUGGGGGGGUGGCGCAGCUGGUACGAGAGGGAGAGGUGGACGACGGUGGCGGCCGGCCUUGAUCCGGCCGGUGGCAGCGGGAAAGGGGGGAGCCGGGGAGGUGGCGGCGUGCUAGAUAUGGAAACACUUCGGAGAUGGCGAUGGCCGUCGAGGCGCGCGGAUUCAGGGUGGGGGUGGUCGAGCUCACCGGCGGCAAGGGACUCGCCGGGUGGUCGAGGUCUCCGAUCAUCCGACGCGGAGAGUUGCUUGGGUUUUCUGUUUCUCCAUGGUUGGUAAAUAAUAGCAAUUCCAUCCUGGAAUUCUCCUCCUCCCAUUCCCGAGUUUCCGACGAGACGCUUUGGCAAUGGCGGUGGCGCCAGAUCACGCGCCCGUAUUCGUGGCGCUGCCGCCGCGGAUUCCGCGGGAUGGACAUGGGGAGGAAUUUCCCGGGCUUGGACUUGCCUGUCCUUCUCUUUUCCUCCCUUGUUCUUGGGGUGGGGUUGGCGGAUUGGGGAAUCGGCUUCGAGCUGAUUGGUUUUGACUGCGCCAUCCGAUUUCUUCGCUUUUGUGGAGGGGGGCAGCACGGCUGUGCAUUUCGUUCUCUUGUCGUGGAUGCCCCCGGAAUUUAUCCCCAAUUCUCGCUAUACUUGCUCGUCUACAUCGGUGUGUUUCUUGGAGCAUUUCAAGCACUUCUCGUCUUCAUCGAUGCAUUUCUUGGAGCAUUUCAAGUGUCCAGCGUCUAAAUCGCUCAGGCGAAUUUGGAGGAGCCUUUAGGCGCAUUCCGCUCAAAAUCAAGUGGAAUUGUUGCAUGAAUCUUCAGAUUGUUUUGGCUGGAUUGCCAGGUUUCUUCGAUCAUUUUUCUCUACGGGGCUGAGGAAUUUUUCGCCCCAUGCCCGGAAAGCUCCAAAGGGGAUGUUUGCCACAAUUUUCAGAGUAUCUGUGUUGAGAUGAUCGGUGUGGUGUAGAAGGAAGCACGCAAAUGAUGAGGCAUUGUAGGAGAGAAUGGCUCCUCGCCCUGUGCCUCAUCUCUGUGCAGCUCCUCAUUCCAACAGGCUGCGAGGGGGUUCUCGUCGCGGCAAGCAACAUGUCGCCACCUGCUUUGACACCACUCCUCAUCAAUCAAGUAGACCAAUUGGUAGAACAUGCAUGGGUCAAGUGUGGAUUGGACAAGAGAACUCUUGAAGAUGUUAGACGCCACUUCAACUACAACCAUGUAUUGGCAAUUCUCCGUAGAAUGUCUGGGCAAGACAUUAAGGACACCUCUCCUGACAUUGAUGGAGGGACCAGUGUAUUAUCACUAGAAAGGAGGGACGCUAUACUGAACUGUUUAAGCAAGCAGAAUUUCAUGAGUAUCGCUGGACAGGAUGGUUUAAAAAUCUUGUCCGCUGAUUAUAUCAAAGCACUUAUUGCCUCACUUAGAACAGACCUUGCUCAGGAAUCUUCAACUACAAAGUCAAUACCUGAACAAGCAGGAAAACCUGUCCCAGGGAAAACUUCUACACCAAAACCUGUAAACAAACCAACCGACAGUGUAUCAUCUCCACCAGAUCGUUCAUAUAAAUCAGCUCCUACAGAAAAGGAAAACCCUCCUACUAAAUCAGUAGCGGAAAAGAAAAAGGACAGCAGUGGCAUGCCAAAUGCUUUCAUUGGUUUGUCCAUUGCUGGCAUAGCUCUUAUGGCUCAUCUCUGUUUGUGCUGCUUCAUGUGCCAUGGGACUUCCUCAUCUGACUUGAGGGAUGAUAAACCACUUCUGACUCUAAAUCCGAGCAACUUGUCCGCUGCUUCUAAAUCGUCCCAAGGAAAUCCAAUUGAUGUCAAUAAGCUUGGGGUAGUGUCGUUGAAAUCAGAGGCUGGUCAAAAUGGAGAUGUGAAACUAAUUUCGAAGGAAGGCACAAACAAUGUGAAUGUGGUGCACCCAGUGAGUUCUGUGUCAGAAUCAACAUUGAUGCCACCUCCGGAAGGCGCAAACAACGUGAAUAUGGUGCACCCGGAAGGCGCAAACAACAUGAAUGUGGUGCACCCGGAAGGCGCAAACAACGUGAAUAUGGUGCACCCGGAAGGCGCAAACAACGUGAAUGUGAAUAUGGUGCACCCAGUGGGUUCUCUGUCAGAAUCAACACCGAUGCAGCCUCCUGUGAUGCCACCUCCAAUUCCGAAGCUUCUUUCUCCACCAGCACCCCAAGCUCCCAUGCCACCAUUAAAGGCUUCUCCUGUUCCUCCCCCAGAACCUUCACCACCUCCUGCUCCAAAAGCUGCACCUCCACCGCCACCACCAAAAUCUACUGGCCCUGGCCCACCUCGCCCGCCACCGCCAGCCAUGCCUGGUUCUUCGAAAACACGCCCACCGCCACCUCUUAAGCCAGGCGCUAAGGUGGGUGCUGUUGAAAAUUCUAAUGAAGCUAAAACAAAGCUCAAACCAUUCUUUUGGGAUAAAGUAACUGCCAAUCCUGCACGAUCGAUGGUGUGGGACCACCUUAAAUCAGGAUCAUUCCAGUUUAAUGAGCAGUUGAUGGAAAACCUUUUUGGUUAUAAUUCAACUGACAAGAGCAGUGACACCAAGAAAGAUUUAUCAUCGAAAGAUGCCACUCAACUCAUAAGGAUACUUGACCCCAAAAAGGCGCAGAACCUAGCUAUAUCAUUGAGGGCGCUUGGUGUUUCACCUCAGGAAGUAUGUAGUGCAGUUAAGGAAGGAAGUGAACUUCCAUCUGAUUUGAUACAGACCUUAAUAAGAUGGUCCCCAAGUAAUGAUGAGGAGCUCAGGCUUCGAUUAUACAGUGGGGAACUCUUUCAACUUGGUCCUGCAGAGCAAUUCUUAAGAGUAAUCAUAGAUAUUCCUUAUAUUUUCCAGCGCUUAGAUGCAUUGCUUUUCAUGGCCAAUUUACCAGAAGAAGCUUCAAAUGUGAAGCAAUCCUUUGCCACUUUGGAGGUGGCUUGCCAGGAGCUUAGAAACAGCCGUCUUUUUAUGAAGUUACUAGAAGCUGUCCUCAAAACCGGAAAUCGGAUGAAUGUUGGCACUUUCCGUGGUGGAGCUCAGGCUUUUAGACUCGACACGCUCCUCAAGUUGUCUGAUGUCAAAGGAACUGACGGAAAGACAACACUAUUGCAUUUUGUUGUUCAGGAAAUCAUUCGUUCCGAAGGUGUCCGUGCUGAACGGGCUGCAAAGGAGCAGAACAGUGGCGUUUCCAGUGUGAAGACUGAUGAUCUAGGUGACAAAAGUGAGCAAACUGAAGACGGUUACAAACAACUGGGGCUGAAAGUUAUCUCCAGCUUAGGAGAUGAACUUCAAGAUGUUAGAAAGGCAGCUAUCCUAGACGCGGAUCAAUUGACUAUGUCGGUAGCAAGUCUUGGCCACAAGCUCAUGAAAACCAAUGAAUUCUUGAACAUGGACAUGAAAAGUUUGGACGAAGACAGUGGGUUUCACCGCAAGCUUACGCACUUCGUACAGCAGUCUCAGACUGAUAUUACUUUCUUGCUGGAGGAAGAGAAGAAAAUGCGGUUAUUGGUUAAAGACACCGUCGACUAUUUCCAUGGAAGUGCAGGAAAGGAUGAGGGCCUCCGGUUAUUUGUGAUAGUAAGAGAUUUCCUUGCAAUGCUGGACAAGGUGUGCAAGGAGGUGAAGGAAGCAUCAAAAGUUGCUCCAGUAAAAGCAAAAGCCAAACAGCCCUCCCAAUCAUUGCAGUCAUUCCGUGAUCCACGGGUUAAUCUUUUUCCGGCGAUUCAACACCUGAGGGCAGAUAGCUCUAGCUCAAGUUCUGAUGAUGAAAGUUAGAUCAACAUACCUAUGUUUUACCGUGCACACUCAGUGAGAAAAAUUCAUCAGGAAAUGAUAACGCCAAAACAGGUUAAAACUGAAUCGAUCUUCUAUCGUUGGGUUGUUAUCUGUUCCGACCCUGCAUUCUUCACUUUUGAAUUUCUGAUUCUAUCAAGCAAAAGAGUUGCACAAAACUGAGGCUACACAUAAUUGGAAGGGAUGCUAUGGAAAGUAAAAUUUAGCAGGAAAUGGAAGGAAACUGACCUCCUAGUUCUAUGUUAGGGCAGGGAUAACCGGCUGACUGAUAGUCUGACACUUUUUUUUCUUUUACACAUUUGUACAACCACAGAAAGGAAGAUGUAUAGACAUUAGACAGAGAUAGAAAAAGCACCACAUGAACUGGCAAAACGGGCAAAUGUAACCUUUAAACUGAAACAUCAUGUGUUCCUAUCCUGCGUGAACUCUCCUGAAAUGCUUGUUGCAUGGAGAACAAUUUUCAAAAGAAAAGGAAAUAUACUAAAUGUAUUCAAUGGUGAA
Messenger RNA from Oryza sativa Japonica Group (Japanese rice), 4323 nucleotides. The record is from RefSeq and is a predicted model, not a curated record. NCBI's taxonomy places the organism in Eukaryota, Viridiplantae, Streptophyta, Magnoliopsida, Poales, Poaceae.